Molecule: messenger RNA, 2929 nt
Organism: Peromyscus californicus insignis
Lineage: Eukaryota; Metazoa; Chordata; Mammalia; Rodentia; Cricetidae
Gene: Zc3h12a
Product: zinc finger CCCH-type containing 12A
Exons: 5
Coding region: 490-2277 (595 amino acids)
Biological process (GO): nuclear-transcribed mRNA catabolic process, RNase MRP-dependent; 3'-UTR-mediated mRNA destabilization
Cellular component (GO): nucleus; cytoplasmic ribonucleoprotein granule
Molecular function (GO): mRNA binding; RNA endonuclease activity
Source: RefSeq, a predicted model, not a curated record
ACUUGUCCUUCCUGGAAUGGGACUCCGGCUCUGGGCUCUUAGUAUGGGAGUGAAGAACGAAGGCGAUGGCCACAACGGGGAAGCCCCUGAGUCCCCUGCGCACUUCCAGCCCCCAGUUUCCUUCUGAGAGCCCCACCCCUGCCUCUUGGGUCCCUUGGGUUGGCGUGGAUCAGGACGGGUUUGGGGGUGGAGUCAGACAAGUUCAAAUUUUUUUUGUGUGACAAACUAUGAGUUGACGACCUUGAGUAAAUUCUUACUGACUGUGCCUCAGUUUCCCUCAUAUGAGAAUAACUCCUUGCCGAGAGCUCUUGAGAGCGCAGCCUAAGCUGGCACGUGAGGAUGGCUUUGGAUAGUGUCACCUCGGUUCAUGUUGCCUCAUCCUGUGGGGGAGAGAAGCAGAAAGAGAGAGCUACAUUGGGUAUUCCUUGCCCCUAACCCUGUGGUCUGGUCAAUAGGAGCUGUGAUGGACGCCUUCCAAGAAUCUGAGAUAUGAGUGACCCCCGUGGAAAGAAGCCUGUCCAAGAAGCCAGCCCCACCAUGAGUCUGUGGGAUCUUGAAGACAGCCACAGCUGCCGGGGUCGCCCUCAACCACCCCAGGAUCCUGAGGCUAAAGAGGCCUCUGCUGAGUUGCAGAUGAAGGUGGACUUUUUCCGAAAACUGGGCUACUCGUCCUCCGAGAUCCACAGUGUCCUGCAGAAGCUGGGGGUCCAAGCGGACACCAACACCGUGCUGGGGGAGCUGGUGAAGCAUGGUUCAGCUACUGAGCGAGAGUGCCAGGCCUCGACAGACCCUUGUCCCCAGCCCCCUCUGGUGCCCAGGGGCGGAAGCACCCCCAAGCCUUCCUCUCUAGAACCUUCACUCCCAGAGGAGGACAAGGAGGGCAGUGACUUGAGACCUGUGGUCAUCGAUGGAAGCAAUGUGGCCAUGAGCCACGGAAACAAGGAAGUCUUCUCUUGCCGGGGCAUACUACUGGCUGUGAACUGGUUUCUGGAGCGGGGCCACACAGACAUCACCGUGUUUGUACCAUCUUGGAGGAAGGAACAGCCUCGGCCAGAUGUGCCCAUCACAGACCAGCACAUUCUGCGGGAACUCGAGAAGAAGAAGAUCCUGGUGUUCACGCCAUCCAGGCGUGUAGGUGGCAAGCGCGUGGUGUGCUAUGAUGACCGCUUCAUUGUGAAGCUGGCCUUCGAAUCCGACGGGGUGGUAGUCUCCAACGACACAUACCGGGACCUCCAAGGCGAGAGGCAGGACUGGAAGCGCUUCAUCGAGGAGCGGCUGCUCAUGUACUCUUUCGUCAAUGACAAGUUCAUGCCCCCUGAUGACCCUUUGGGACGGCAUGGGCCUAGCCUGGACAACUUCCUGCGUAAGAAGCCACUGCCUUCUGAACACAGGAAGCAGCCAUGUCCCUAUGGGAGGAAGUGUACCUACGGAAUCAAGUGCCGGUUCUUCCACCCUGAGCGGCCCAGCCGCCCCCAGCGCUCUGUGGCUGAUGAGCUCCGUGCUAAUGCCUUCCUCUCACCCCCCAGGACCCCUGUCAAGGACAAAAGUGGCCAGAGGCCUUCCCCUGCCUCUCAGCCCAGCUCUGUGUCUUCAGAAGCUGAGCAAGGCAGCCUGGAUGGGAAAAAACUGGGGGCCAGAUCAUCCCCAGGCCCCCACCAAGAAGGCUCAACACAGACCUUUACUCCAUCUGGCAGGAGCCUCCCUGUUAGUGGGAGCAGCUUGGGGCCCACAGAGUGGCUCCCACACACCCUGGACUCACUCCCGUACACCUCCAAGGAGUGCCUUGAUUCAGGCAUUGGCUCCCUGGAGAGCCAGAUGUCAGAAUUAUGGGGGGUGCGAGGAGGCACCCCUGGGGACUCGGGCCCUACUCGGGGCCCUUACGCUGGUUAUCAUACCUAUGGGUCUGAGCUGCCAGCAGCACCUGCCUUUUCUCCCUUUAGACAGCCCCUGGGUGCUGGCCACUUCAGUGUCCCCACUGACUAUGUGCCCCAGCUUCCCACCUUUCCAGCCAGAGAGUACUGGUCUGAGCCAUACCCUUUGCCCUCGCCCACCCCGGUCCUUCAGGAGCCCCAGAGACCCAGCCCAGGAGCUAGCAGGGGCCCCUGGGGAAGGGCGAAUGAAAGGGCCAAAGAAAGGGCCGGUGUGUACACCAAGUUGUGUGGUGUCUUUCCCCCACACCUGGUAGAAGCAGUGAUGGGGCGCUUCCCGCAGCUCCUGGACCCCCAGCAGCUGGCCGCCGAGAUUCUUUCUUACAAGUCCCAGCACCUCAGCGAGUAAGCCAGAAGGUGGCGCAAGGGGCUGUUGGGCAUCACAGGUCGGUACCCAGCCCCUGGCCCACCCUGGAAGCUGGACAGAGGGACGAGUGGAGCAGGCAAGAGAAUCCUCAAACCAAAGAUACCAUAGGAUUGGUUCUGGCCCUGUGGCACCUCUAUCCCGCAUGGGUCAGAAGCGAUCACCCUGUUGAUACACAUUGUAUCUCUGUCAUUUAAGGAGACGCUGCCGGUCAGGCCGUCCAUCCGUGGCUGAUGCCCAAACCCUCUUUUUUUUUCUCAGAGGGCGGGGAGGGAGGCCUGGGGGAGCAGAGGCCUGAACUAGACCCCACCCUCCACCCUGUCCCUGGGACGCCGGCACCACCGGCUAGUUGGGCACCAUGUGCCUGCCCUCCGAGGCCCCCCUCAAGCAAUGCGGCUUCAUCCCUGUUCACAGGGCAUGAGGCUUCAUGUUAGUAAGCAAGAUGCUUCUUAUAACCCACCCGCCCGCUCUGUCCACCUACCCCGUCACCCCACCAGGGCUCCAAGGCCCUCUCUCCCCACACCUAUUACCUUUCCCCACGGGUGGGAGGACACAUGUAUGCUAUGUACAGGAAAAAAAUUGAAAUAUUUUAAAUGGAAAGAAUGACAAAAAUAAAGGAUAUUGAAAGUCCUUGCAA